This is a messenger RNA of Owenia fusiformis, 5385 nucleotides long. NCBI's taxonomy places the organism in Eukaryota, Metazoa, Annelida, Polychaeta, Sabellida, Oweniidae. The record is from the annotation of a GenBank genome assembly.
AUAUAUUCAUAUAUGUUGGUUACGAUAUCAACAGCUCAUUGAAAUUUAAAGAAAUCAAAAGUAAUCUCUGAUACUUCUAAAAAAUUUAAUUUAAACUAUAUUAUCCAAUGAUGCAAAUAAUCGUGACGUAGGAUUCGAGUUUGUGUAUAUCACUUUAGUGUCACAAGGAUUAAAGGAAACUUGGUGCAGGUAGCUCGAAGUGGAGUUUUGCUAUCUCUUAUGUUUCUGCUAUUUAGGUUAUUUAUUAACCUUAUGAAUUAGGCUAUUAACCUGCGUUAAUCCCACAAGUGGACAAUCAACUUAGACAAUGGAACAAUGAACAUAGUGUAAAACACUUCACUUCAACGGAGAAUCAAGUACCUGCACUCCCAUAUUCUAGAAAUUCAUAUUCAUUUCAACUUUUGAAGUUUGGAUUUCAAUGUAAAUACAAGUGACACCAUUGCUGUUUCAUAGAAAUGGAAACACAUGGCGUGUUAACCUAUGAUUCAUUCACUUCAACAAAUGCAUGGAUCUAUAUGUGAGAUUUGAAAUUGGAUUUUACGUUUUCUGUUUUUCCACAUGAUAUUUGAAGAUGGAGGCAGGUACAGGAGAAAUAGAUGAUCUUGCCGCUCUUAGUAGUCUCAGCGAACCCCUUCUCCUAGAUGAGAUAAGGAUAAGAUACAGCAAAGAUAUAAUAUACACCUACAUUGGUGACAUUCUAGUCGCAGUCAACCCAUAUAAACGACUGCCUAUAUAUGGGCCAGAAAUUUCUGAGAAAUACAGCAAUAUUAAAGUAAGACAGCAUCAUUUGCCCCAUCUCUAUGCUAUAUCUGAUCAAGCCUACCAGAAGCUAUGCAAGACAGGGGCAAGUCAGUGUUGUGUGGUCAGCGGGGAGUCUGGUGCAGGUAAAACUGAAAGUACAAAACUCCUAGUGAAACACAUUGUGAAUACACUAUGCAACCAGAAGGACACCAGCCUCCAUGAACAGAUUGUAGAGGUGAACCCUCUUUUGGAGGCAUUUGGUAAUGCACGUACUGUUAUGAAUGAUAACUCAAGUAGAUUCGGCAAGUUCAUUGAGCUGAAGUUUACACCCGGGGGAGAGGUCAUUGGAGCCAGGAUAGAUGACUACCUACUGGAGAAGUCACGUGUAGUCCACCAGGGUCCUGGAGAAAGAAACUUCCAUGUGUUUUACUACAUGUUUGCUGGAAUGUCCAAAAAAGAAUUGAACGAUCUUCUCUUAGGGAAGCCUGAGAAACAUAGGUUCCUGAAGCCGCGGGAUGGAAGUGCAGUUUACACAUCUGAGUUAGAUUUCUUCUAUAACAAAGACAUGUAUAGAAAGCUGACUGAGAUAAUGGAACUAGUUGGUUUCACAGAACAAGACCGCAAAAUGAUCUUUGCACUCCUGGCUGCCAUAUUGUAUGUGGGCGAUAUCCAGUUUGAGAAGGAUCCUGACACUGAUGGGGUUUACAUUGUAGAUGAAUAUCCCCUUGAUGUCGUUGCCGAUCUACUAGGGCUAUACCCAGAGGAGCUAGCGAGGAUAUUGAUAUCAAAUCUUGCCAUAAUUAGAGGAGAAAGGAUAGUCAGUAUGAAGAAUCUCUACCAAGCCAGUGAUGGCCGUGACGCACUUGCCAAAUCCUUAUAUGGUCGUCUUUUUGACUGGAUCGUCAGGCAGAUAAAUAUUAAAUUGAAACCUGAGCAUGCUGCAAGUGCUUCAGCACAGAUAGGCAUUCUAGACAUAGCUGGAUUUGAGAACUUUCCCCAUAACAGCUUUGAGCAACUGUGUAUUAAUGUUGCCAAUGAACAGCUGCAGUUUUAUUUCAACCAACACAUCUUCACAUGGGAGCUGGAUGAGUAUGCUAAAGAAGGAGUCAAGGGAGAAAAGAUUAAGUUUGUCAAUAACCGCCCACUUCUGGAUUUAUUUCUAGAGAAACCAUUGGGUUUGUUCUCCUUACUGGAUGAGGAGAGUAAGUUCCCCAAGGGAUCAGAGCAGUCACUGUUAGAGAAGCUUCAGAAACACCUGGGCAAGAAGCAAGCAUUUAAAGCAUCUCGCUCAAGCCAUGAUCUGAGGUUUACCAUAGAGCAUUAUGCAGGAGAGGUGAAUUAUGACAUGCAUGCUUUCCUGGAGAAGAAUCGUGACACACUAGGGGUGAAUAUAGUUGAGUGUAUGCAGAAUAGUGACAGUCAGAUCGUAGCUGAUUUAUUUACUCCAAAUGGAUCAUUUGAAACCAACAACAAUUCAAUGCAGAGAACUAGAAAGUCAGUGCUCUACUGUAAAGCUCCAGAUCCAAAACGGUUUGAAAGUUUGUCAAGAAAAGCAGCAAAAAAAUUGCUCAAAGAAAAAGCUAAGCAUUCCGGUGCACCUGAUUCAGCAGUACAGAAAACAGUCAGUGCCUAUUUCACAAGUUCCCUGACUGAACUGAUGAGGAAAUUGCUGGAAGCUGAGCCACAGUUUAUUAGGUGUAUAAAACCAAACACUGAUCAAAGACCAAACAUAUUUGACUCCCGAAUAAUCCUCCAACAGUUGCGUUACACUGGGGUUCUAGAAACAGUGAGGAUUAGACGGAUGGGCUUCCCUACACGCUUGCCUCUGGAGGUGUUUGUAAAGCGCUACAGAAUUAUUGCAUUUUCUUUCACUGGUCACGUGGAGCCCUCACACGGCAACUGUCGCAGAAUCAUAAACAAAGCGAACCUUCACAAUUGUGAGAUUGGAAAGAAUAAGGUGUUCCUGAAAUACUGGCACAAUGAGCAACUUGACCUUUGUCUGGACAGGGUCAUUAAAGACAUUGUAUUUGUGCAGUCAUAUGUGAGGGGAUUCCUGGCUAGGAAACGUAUAAAAGUUAUCUUAGCUAACGUGCACAGGUCGAAGAGUCUGUUGUCAACAUUCAUGGUGAUGUUAUCUCAGGAUACAGAGAGGUUGUUUUAUACAAUGAAUUCACAAAGAGAGCAUGAUGCAGCGAGACAUGAACGAGAGGUUGAAAGACAGCAAGAAGAGGAAAGACAGGCUGAGGUGAAACGUCGUCAACGAGGUCAAUUCCGUUAUGGCCUAGACACACCCAGAGACUCCAUCUAUCACUUAGGCCAGCAAGUACCAAACUAUAAAGCCCCAGAGGAACCUCUUGCUGACUACACAAUAGACCCUAAAAGAGCCACUAAACCAAAUGGUUUUAUUAAGAAGCCAACAUCUGGUUAUGAUGGCUAUGAAAGACCUGUUGUGAAACAGAAUAUAAAACGAAAACCAACAAAGCAUGAUCCAAACCACCAAUAUUUCAGUCAUGACACACUUCAAUCUAAUGCUGGGACAGCCAUCUAUAAUGAAAGUGAAUUUGAAUACAGUGAAUUUGGGCAUUACAGUAGGGGAAAGGUGGCGCUACCCAUUGCACACUUGGCAAAUAAACCAAAGCGACUGUCAAAUGUUGACUUUUAUGAUGAUAUACUGCAUGAGGCCAUCGAUAAAUAUGGUGAGCUAAGUAGAGAUAUCUGGAGCAAGAUCCUAUAUGUUGAGAAAGAUGCAAUACUUGCCAAGUUCUACGUGAAUGAAACUGAAGUGCUAAUAGAUGGCAGUGAUGUACAAUAUACCGGUGACACGAUUGGACUUGGAUCCAUUGACAAUCCAAACAGAGAUGAAAAAAGUAAAAAGAUCAGGGACUUUAUAGGAAGAGGACUGAUUCUGAAACAUGAUAAUGAUGGGAGCAUUUGGGCCACGAGGAUCUGUAAAAAUGAUAUUAUUGUGAAGGGCUAUGAGAAUCCAGCUCAACACAGUCUCUCGGAGGAAGUUGUACUAGAGAUGGGGAGACUGCCCAUGAAUAAACCAGUGAAGGUGUUUGACAUGAAAGAGUUCAAAAGUCAUAUGGCCCUCGAGAUGUCAACGAACCAACCAAGGUCACAUCGUCUACAACGACAGGCAAUUGUUGCCAUCAGUUUUGUGCGUAACACUAUCGAAGAUUUACAGACUCCAUGUUGGAUUUGCAUUGUCAAUUUUGCUGCAUUAGAUGCUUUGGAGAAUGAAAAAGUAUUGAUGGAGGUACAGAAUCUCUCCCAUCUGAAUCUUAACCGCCCUCAGUCCUCAACUUCACAGAGUAGUCACUCUCAGGAUCCACCCCCACAGAGACACAGGUCCUAUGCAUACAGGGACUCGCCACAGAGGAGCUCACGUCAUCAACGCAAUGAACUCAGAAAGCAGGGAAAAGUAGUUGGGGAUCAUGAUGAGUACAGUUGGCAUGAAAAAUAUUAUGAUUCACCCAUGCCUCGCAGGAGCUUCAAGAUGAAGAACUCAAAGAUAGAAGAGGAACAUGAAGAAGACAGAGCAAGUUACUACAAGGGACCUGAUUUUGUGGAUUCCCUUGUGCAGGAUAGACGGCCCUUUAGUUAUACAGAGCCAUCUGUUGUGCCCCAGGGAAAUGCAUAUGGCAACAAAUAUAACCCUAUCAGAGUAAAUUCAUCUCCACGCAAGAACUGGGCCAAGUUUAAAUAGAUAAUAAAACAUGCUUUCAAGGCGACUCAAAUAUGCAGUUUGGAACUAGAUCUUCCAGAGAUUUUUAACUUGAAACAUUUUAAUUGUUUCAAUAUAGCAAUUCCAUGACAUAAACAUUUCUCCAGGGUGAAUAUACAUGCCACUUCAAUCUAAAUGAACUUGUAGAACUCUGGUGAGAUACGAUUGGUCUAUUGACCAAUGUAUAUUGGAAAGUAACCAUAACUAAUGUGUUCUAACAGGGUGACACAGUAUUAUGUACUACAUGUAUUUAUAAAUGUUGUCUCACGUCAACUGGCACCAAUGAUAUAUGUCAAACACAAUACAACAUUUACUCUAAACAAAACCUUUAUGUAACUAAUAAUAUACUGAUGGUAUUAUAUGCUUUCAGAAGUAAGCCAGCAAUCCAUGUGUAAUGAGAAAAUGUGCAAAUACUUCUAUGUGAGUUUAAAAUGUAUUCAAUAGAUGUAAAUAAGAUGUUUCACUGUAUUUCAAUGCUUGUUAAAUAUUAAUAUUGUGUUUACUCUGAUGCAUGUACAUUAUUUGAACAUUUUCCUGAAAAUAUUUAUAUACAGAUAUAAAAUGAUAUUUAGGUCAUAGUUGUAGACAGUGUAAUGUAUUUUUUGUUUUAUUUAAGAGCAAAUAUAGCUCCAUCUAUGUUGUUUAUGUACUCUGUGUAUAUUUUAUAUGAGAGCAAAGAGAGUUCCAUGUUUUUUUUUGGUCUUAAAGUUUUAAGGUGAAAGGGAGGAUGCAAGCAUUUUGACUGCCAUCAUUUAUGAGAUGUCACAGCAACAAGUGGUGACAUAUUGUUAUAGUCUUCAACUUUUUUGUUGCAGCAUUUGAAAUUUGGUGUCUGUAACAAAUGGCAGGUGGUGUCAUUCUGCAUGUUUUUGCCUUGUAAUAAUUCUAUUUCAUCAAUGUACCAUUCCUGUAGUUGC